GAAGGCGGACAGCCCACACCUCCAGUUUAGUUUCUAAUCAUCGCCAUAUGGAACAAAUACCUGGGAAAUGUCAUUAUUUCUGGCUCCUUUUGUGGCUCGGGGUUUGGCUUUCGGAGACCGAAAAUAUUGGCAUCUCCAUGGACGAUGACCUCCUGCUGCCCUAUGCCCAGGGCCAUGGCCCCUCUCACUCUCACCGCCACGUCAGGGACUGCCAGCUCCUCACCCAUGGCAAUGUGACCUACGAGAGCUGGCCCUCCAGUAACCACAGUGGUCUGCCAGUGGCCGAAUCUUCUGUGUUCAUAACAGAGGUGCCAGGAACCUCCCGCUGGGUCUAUGGUCACAUGACCGUGGUCCAUGACCCCCUGCAGGUGGUGUCAGUACUUGAGCCAGGGGGACCAGGGGGCUGUGGGAUUAACCACAGGGCCCAAGUGGAGGAGACGGCGAAGGCUGCUGGCUGCCUAUAUGCCCAGAAUGGAGGCUACUUCCGCACCAAGAAUGGCCAGUGUCUGGGCAACGUGGUCAGCAAUGGGCACGUAGUGCAGAACAGCGGUGGGGUGCAGAACGCCCAGUUUGGCAUUAGGCGGGACGGCACACUGGUAUUCGGGUACCUGUCUGAGGAUGACGUUUUGGACAAGACCAACCCAUUCGUCCAGCUGGUCAGUGGUGUGGUUUGGUUAAUCAGGAACGGCGAGGUUUACGUCAAUCAGAGCCUGAAGGCAGAGUGCAGUGAAACCCAGGAGACAGGCACAUUCCGCCAUUUUGUAGAUGUGGUGUCAGCCAGGACAGCAGUGGGACAUGACGCCGAGGGCAGACUGGUCCUGUUCCACAUGGACGGACAGACGGAAGUCAGAGGUAUGAAUCUUUGGGAGGUUGCAGAGUUACUUAAGAAAUUUGGAGUGGUCAAUGCUAUCAAUCUGGAUGGAGGCGGGUCCUCCACCUAUGUGAUCAACGGCUCGUUGGCAAGCUAUCCUUCUGAUCACUGCACCCCGGAUAGUAGGUGGCGCUGUGCUCGGCGUGUCUCCACAGUCCUGUGUGUCCAUCCACGCCGCUGCCAGCCAGAGGACUGCAGCGGACACGGGCGUUGCUUGGAUGGGCGUUGCGAGUGCCACAAGGGUUGGCAUGGCAACACCUGCAACAAGCUGGUCUGUCAGCCGUCCUUCUGCGGUUCUCAUGGCAUCUGUACUGCGGUGGGCUGUGCCUGUGAUGCUGGAUGGAGAGGACAGAACUGCAGCCAAGAAUGCUCACCGGGUUUCUAUGGGGACGCCUGCAACCAGACAUGUGCCUGCACCAACGGAGGCUGGUGUGACCCCGUCCAUGGACAUUGCACCUGCCCCCCUGGGUUCCACGGCCACUCCUGUGAACAAAUCUGUCCUCUGGGUUUCUAUGGUGCCUCCUGUGCCGAGGAAUGUCAAUGUGAAGACUUGUGCCCAUGUGACCCGGUCACAGGAAACUGCACUGUCUUGAUCCAGGGAGAGAGGAACUACACCUUACACAGAGCAGGCCACUGUCUGGCCAAAGAGAUGUUUACAGUGUGGAGACGAGAGGAGGCCGUGCACAGAAAUAAGCCUUAUCUGUCUGAGCAGACAUGGCUGAUAAUUUCAGUCACCCUGGCUUCUCUGCUGUUGGCCAGCUUGGUGCGUCACCUGACGCGGGACUGUCGGAGGUCAGUGGAGGCCCGCCUCGCUGAACGCCACGAUUACUCCUACGUGCCGCUGACCAACAUCAACGGACGUGGGAAAAGUGCCAAGGGAACAAGAGAGCGGUCGCGCCCUGGUAAAGGGGAUUUGGAAAUGGACGACUCAGACUCUCAGGAUGAGAUCUGGACUCAGCCGCGGUCAGGAACCGGGUUGGUAGCACUCUAAGGACUGGGGAUCAUGAGCGGAGGUACUCUCUUGCUGCACAGUGGGAACACAUUGAGGUUGUAGAUGGGCUGAACUCCAAUGAUAGUUAAAAUAAGAGAGUCAAAUAUGGAACUGAAAUCUACUGAUACAAGGAAUAUAAAUGUUGAAGAUGAAAACACCGAAAGGGCUGUGCAAUUAACACAUCACAGAUACAAUAUCUGCACUAAUAUUACAGUGCACAUUAUCACGUCAACACAUUAAUUCAUUGUCACAGCACCAGAUUAUCACAGCAGCAUACUAUCACAUUAAUUUAUCAUCUUAGCAAUACAUAUUCACCACAACUGCCUCCAAAACAGAGCAGAUAUGAUUUAUGAAGGAGAGUUUUGUAAAGUAUUUGGAGUCCCUGCUCUUAAAAUCCAUUUCUGCUUAGGAAAAAAUGACGAUGGCCAUCUUACACACACAAAACAAAACAAAAAAAAAACAAAAAAAGACAUUAAGACAGGAAACCGCACACCUCUGAAAUUUUGUAAAACAUUGACUGCAUCAGCAGCAGGUGUGUCAGGGUUGGAGGUUUCAUUCCCACUAGGGCAACCUAUACUAAAUGUGGCCAAACUUAAAUACUUCCGCAAAUGUUAUGAAAAUUUCAGCAAUACAUUGCUACAAAGCCACAUUACUGCAGCAGUAUGUUAAUAAUCCAGGUCUUGUUCAAAAGCAUGUUUGCAGGCCCGGGGGUCACUAUAGAAAGAAUAAAAUCUCCACAGCCAUCCAUUAUCAAUGCAAAUGCCUCAGCAUAGAUAGAAGUAUAAAUGAGUAUGCAAGGAUGAGAGAUUUAGGGCAUCGGAUAUCUUUGGAUAUCUAACUUCCUCCAUCUUCUCUGGAAGUAUUCCUGCCAUGGUGUACCUACUUAACUACACUUGACCAAACUUAACCUCUCACACACUCCCUUUCAUAUUUUAAUCCUGUCAAUCAGACCGCAUCGAAACAGUGUUGAACCAUGAAGGAAGUGUAAGGAGUCAAAUGAGAUGGACCCUUUCUAAAACGAAGGCAACUGAUGUGGGUCCAGAAGUCUUGGUGUGUUAAGGAUGUGUUCCUACUCAAAACAGCAGAUCAGAAAAGUGUCACAGUGCAAAAGGACAUCUACAUUCCUCCUCGUGAUCGCAUCUUUUCAGUCUUAUCUGACUGAAAAUGAUUUGUUGAAACGAUCAAGAGGCAGAAGGUCAUCCUCAUCCUCACCCCCACAGCACUGCACUGAUGUGACUCUUUUCCUGUGGAAUCAUCUUCAACACAUUUUUCUUAAAAACUUUUGGCAUUCGGUCAGAUGUCAGCUCAAAGAAACAACCUACAAGUCUGAGGAACAAGGAAGAGGGUUGGUUUUUAUCCAUUUAUAAAAGGAAGUCCUUUAGAAGAAAAACUGCCAACCUCGUGUCUCUGUUCUAGCCAUGCUGAUAGCAGAUCAAUAGGACAGUGUUUUCUCCUUGCUGCCAUGCUGACAGGUGAGAAACGAACUUUGAACCUCAACCAGGAAAACCCCGUUGUUCAGACCCACCAAAGUCCUCUCUGGUGGUGGAGUUUUUAACAAAGGACUUAAUGUAAACACCAGCAUUCAGGAUAUUGUUUUAUGGUUAUUGACUUAGAUCCCUAUUUGUGUUACUGGGAUGUUAAUGGGAACCAUGUUAAAAGACAGAUCUUAAUUUGUGGGGAUUUUGUUAAUCUUUUUUCUCUGAUCUUCACAAUCCCUUUGCUUCAGGAUGCCACUUUUGAAAGUUGUCAUUAUUUGCAAAAAGGUGGAGAAUUCUUACUGUGCAUUCUUACUGUGCAAUACAACUUUUUUUUGUGUAAUUAGCAGAAAUUUCUGGUGAAUUUCAUCAAACUCUCAAUAUCUUAUAAUCAAUUUCUUGUUCAUGUUUUAUCUAUGUAUCAGUGUGUAUCAUGAUUUGGAUCCAGCUGGGACAAUGGCUGAAGAUGUUUCUCUGAAACAGGGUGAAACCCUCAUACCAGUUUUGAGUCUUUAUCCUCCUCAAGUGCUUAAAGCAAG
This is a messenger RNA of Lampris incognitus (smalleye Pacific opah), 3876 nucleotides long. It is a transcript of the gene nagpa, whose product is annotated as N-acetylglucosamine-1-phosphodiester alpha-N-acetylglucosaminidase. The transcript is spliced from 12 exons. Bases 48 to 1862 code for a protein of 604 amino acids. The record is from RefSeq and is a predicted model, not a curated record. Lineage: Eukaryota; Metazoa; Chordata; Actinopteri; Lampriformes; Lampridae.